UAAGACCAAAAACUAGAGAACAAAAGUCUUUAUACUCUCCUCUUCUCUUCUUCUAUUGCUUUGCUAUUGUGUGAUUGAUUAUUGGAGAGAGAGAGAGAGUGAGAGGUUGAGAGAAACCCACCUCAGUUUUCGCUUUCUAGGAAACAGGUUGAAUAGAGCAGUUUUCUAGAGAGUGAGUUACUUCUGAGGAGAAAGAAACAAAAAAAGAAAGCUAUAUCUCCAAAGAAGAAAGAAAGAAAAGAGAUCGAAGAUUGAUGAUGAUGAUGAUAGGAGAGGAGAAAGGUUCACGACACUAGCACUUGAAAAUCAAAAGAAACAAAGUGGAAAAAAAAAUAAGAGAAAGAGAAAAAAGGAACAUCAUCAGUUGUGGCUACUACAAGGAGACUGCCUUCAGAUUCUGGUGCCUUUGCAGACUGGGUGGCUUCAUCCUCCUCUGCCGCAGCCGCAGCCGCCGCCGCUGCAGCUGGCCGUCCCACAGUUCCAGACGAUCUAUCACUCAGCUUCAAUGCUGGGCCUACCACCGGAGCCACCUCCUCCUCCGCUAUGUGGUCCGGCCCAUCUUCAAGGUCCAUCAACUACGGCCUUCCACCAGAGAUGGGUAUGGUGGGUCUUCGAGACGUCUUUGUCGUCGCACCGGCUUCUUCUUUCCACCACAACAACCACCACCACCACCACCACCACAACCACAACCUCAACCACGACCCCAACCUCAUCUCCGACCACUCCCUCAACGGCUCCAACUCUGCCACCGCCCUCGGCGUCGGCGUUGGUGUUGGUGUAAUCCCACUGCUCACAGCAGCUCCUUGUCUCGGUCCAUUGCAGCUGGACGAGGCUGCCUCAGCUGCCGAAGCCAAUGCACUCGGCUCCUCCGCUGCGGCUCGAAGCCGAAGCGGCGGAAUUCAGUUGUGGCAGAGUCAGAAUCAACAAGCAGCGGCGAUUUCGGCGACUCAGCCGCAACUCCAUCCGCAUUUCUUCAAGAAGCCCUCGAUUCUCGACCACGGAAACAGCGGAAUCGGGGGUAAUUUUGUAAAUCAGGGCGGUGGAGGAGCCGGAAUUGUUGGGUCUGGAUCGACGUCGUCCUCCACAACGACGUGCCAAGAUUGUGGGAACCAGGCCAAAAAAGACUGUACCCAUAGAAGGUGUAGAACUUGUUGCAAGAGUCGCGGUUUCGAGUGCUCCACGCACGUGAAGAGCACUUGGGUCCCGGCCGCUCGGAGGAGAGAGCGUCAGCUCAUGACUACGGCCGGUCCUGGUGGCGGAGCCGGACCUGGGUCUUCCGGGUCGACCUCGGGGGCCAAGAAACCUAGACUUAUAACCUCCCAAACAACUUCUCACACUUCUACUUCCAAUACUACUCCCCCUAGAAGCUUCGACACCAGCUCAAGUCACCAAGAUGCGAGCUUCAAAGAAACGUUGCCGGGUCAAGUACGUGCACGGGCGGUGUUCAAGUGCGUACGAGUGACAGCUGUGGAGGAUGGCGAAGACGAGUAUGCUUAUCAAGCGGUUGUUAAGAUCGGUGGUCAUGUUUUCAAAGGCUUUUUAUACGAUCAAGGCGUCGAAACCCGCGAUAGUUUUCCGAAUCUUUCAGAAUUGCAUUUGGGUGGCGGUGGGGGUGGGGGUGGCGGAGGAGGAAGAAAUGGGGCGUCAACUUCUUCGUCGCCCAUGCUCGAUCCCUCCGAUGUUUACGCAGCCACAACAGCAGGAUUGCUCGGAGGUUCCACCUAUGGUAAUCCAAUAAAUUGAUCAAAUGUUGCGGUUAUUGGGAAUGAAAAUAACAUUCUUAGUGUAUUUUUUUUUUAAAUUUUAUUUUCGUUCCUUCAUAUUUUGCCUACUAAUUAAUGAUUUUAUGUUGAUAAAUUUGUAGACUUGCAUUUCAUUACACAUGUUUUUUUUACCAUUAUUAUAUUAACUUCUUUGUUUGCCAUCCUAUAUAUAAUAUAUAAAUAGAUUGUUAUAUCA
Molecule: messenger RNA, 1959 nt
Organism: Humulus lupulus (European hop)
Lineage: Eukaryota; Viridiplantae; Streptophyta; Magnoliopsida; Rosales; Cannabaceae
Product: protein LATERAL ROOT PRIMORDIUM 1
Exons: 3
Coding region: 544-1743 (399 amino acids)
Biological process (GO): positive regulation of DNA-templated transcription
Cellular component (GO): nucleus
Molecular function (GO): DNA-binding transcription factor activity; DNA binding
Source: RefSeq, a predicted model, not a curated record